AUGGCAGAGAAAAACAUCGAAAAGCAAAGUGAGGCGGUGGGAGGUGAAGAAAACAAAGACAGUAGCAGACAAUCUGACUCAUUCAAACUGAGUGGUCCAGGAGUAACGUCUUCAACUGCCAACCACCAGACACACGUCCUGCUGGAGCUAACAGAUGUACUAGGUGGCCCACCCUACAGUGUCACAGCUGAACUAAAGGCCGAGGUGUCCAGUAAACUCCCACGAUGGCUGAGGAAGAAACCACAAACCGAUGUAGUGGUAACCGAAAAGUCGCCGUCACAGUUUAUCAUUCACUACGGUGUUGCCAGUCGAGGAAAGUACAAGCUCCACAUUCGGGUAAACGGCUCUGAAUUACAGGGUAGCCCCCUGGAUAUUGCUGUCUAUCCAGACCCGUCCCAGCUCCGGCCACAGGUAAAGGUGAUAUACACCAUAGGGUUGGUUUGGGGUCUGGCAGCAAACAGUCAAGGGGAUCUUCUGGCCACAGCAUUUGGUGCCAGCAAAAUCCAUGUCCUCAGCAAAAAAGGAGUGGUAGUUGGAUCACUAGGCGACAAAGGCUACGGCCCUGCCCAGAGAGUUAAAGCUCCUAUGGGACUGACUGUGGAUGCUCACGGCAACAUUUACGUCAGCGAAGAAACAAAGGUGGUAAAGUUGGGAGCCGACGGAAGCCUUCUGGUCGGCGUUGGGAGACUGGGGAGGGGAAACAGGGAGUUCAACAUGCCCGAUGGAAUAGCAGUCUACGAUGGAGAAGUCUACGUCUGCGACAAGGGGAACAAUCGAAUUCAAGUCUUUGACACCGAGCUAAAGUUCAAGAGAAUACUGACGUGUAAGAUGCCGGAAGGUAGGCCGCGAGGAUUCAGAGCACCGAGUGCCAUUGACGUUGACUCCAGCGGAAGGGCCUACAUUGCAGACAGCGGGAACAACCGCAUCGUAGCGGUGGAGCUCCAGACUGGAGACCUUCUACGUGAGAUUGGUCACGAGGAGGGAGAGGGGAAACUGUACAACCCCACUGGUCUGCACGUGGUAGCCGAGUUUCUGUACGUCUCUGACGACGAUAAUUGCAGGGACGUCAUCUUUCGCACCACUGGAGAGCUAGUCGCUACUAUGCCGAGAGGUUCCCCUGUGGGGCCAGUGAAGGGACCGGUCAGGUUUGCCUCGGACAGAAACGGUUUCGUCUAUAGUCUAGGAUCUUUUGGCAAAUUCACUACUUACUGA
This is a messenger RNA of Geodia barretti, 1212 nucleotides long. Lineage: Eukaryota; Metazoa; Porifera; Demospongiae; Tetractinellida; Geodiidae. The record is from the annotation of a GenBank genome assembly.